UUUAUUGAUCGGCACCGAAGUUCCAAUAAGUGAUUCCAUAGUACAGUUCGGUCAACGCGUGUACGGUAUUCACGUUUAUCAAGAAAUAACACAGGUUUACGUGUGGACAAAAACGGAGGUCUAAACGUACACUUUGAGUAUUUCCCGACUCUGAAUACUACUCUCGGCUAAGAUUUAGAGCGGUCCGCCAUCACCGUGGUAGGAGAUCUUUGGCAUGAUGAAGAUGUUCGGGAGUUUCCUAGCCUUCGUCAUCGUCGUCGAUGCUAUUUCUUCGGCCAAUGGUGCCAACAUCAUCAUAUCCCUGCUCGUACCCGGAGAGAGUAGCCAUGCCAAAGGAAUGUCCGCCAUAGGAGGAGCGUUAACCAGACGCGGUCACAACGUGACAAUCCUGACCAGCUCCACGGUAGGGACAAAGGGAUUCCAGAAGGACGAUUACAACAAGGCAGUCCAGUACAAAUUCCAGUUACCACCGGACAUGCCUGACAUGGAAACACUUGAAAAAGAUUUUAUUAAUCUUGCUUUCGAGUCUGAUCUGAAGAAGAAAGUAAAGGUCAUGGGGAUGAUUUUUUCCGUGAUGCGGAUCGGGUGCCAGAGUCUGUUAGAUGACUCUGCGACGCUCACCCUUCUCAAAGAAUCCACCUUUGACAUCCUCAUCGGGGACUCAUUUGAUGGAUGUGAUGCACUGCUUAGUAGUUACCUCGGUAUCCCUUUCAUUGCCGUCACCACUGGGACGCGGUACCCCUUGUUCAACGAACAUACCUACGGUGUACCAACCCCGUCGUCCUACGUGCCUUUCGGUUUCUUUCCUUUCUCUGACAAGAUGUCCUUUUGCGAGCGAGUUGGAAGCUUCCUUGAACACCACCUGAUCGCGAAAUUACUAGGAUGGUCCCACUUUGGCGCUUUGAAUGAGGUGAAGGAUAAGCAUGGUAUCGCUCCAGGUCGAAGCAUUCCAGAUCUCUUAGGAGAAGCAGAGUUGUGGAUGUGCAUGACGAGUUUCGCAUUUGAUUUUCCCCGACCUACCACACCGAAUUGGAUUGAGCUGAAGGGUCUCACAGACAUUCCCGUGAAGCCUCUUCCGCAGGACUAUGCAGACUUCGUUGAUGGAUCGGGCGAUCAUGGUUUCAUCGUAUUUUCAUUGGGUACACACUUUAGCGAGCUUCCAAAACCAGGGAUGGCAGAGGCCUUUGCAAGAGUCUUCAGUGAGCUUCCACAGAGAGUCAUCUGGCGCUAUACUGGGCCACGCCCUCGUUACCUUGGUAACAACACCAUGCUGGUAAAAUGGAUGCCACAAAAUGACCUACUAGGUCACCCGAAAGCCCGGCUCCUCAUCUACCACGGCGGCCUCGCGGGCAUUUACGAAGCCAUCAGCCACGCCGUCCCUAUGGUCAUCAUGCCAAUCUUCGCCGAUCAACCCUCAAACGCGGUCAGGGUCGAGGCUAAAGGAAUGGGGAGAGUGAUUGAGAAAGACUCCAUCACGUACGAGACCGUGAAGGAAGCUGUGGUCGAUGUCCUUGAAAAUCCCAGCUACUUAGAAAAUAUCCGACGAUAUUCAGGAAUCUACAGGGAUUCCAUAACCAAACCGGAUGAUGUUGUUGGCUUCUGGGUGGAACACAUCCUCAAAUUUGGAGGGUCACACUUGAGAUCUAGAGCCUUGGAACUCAGCUUCAUCCAGCUUCAUUCGAUCGACGUUCUCGCUUUCAUCGUCGGGAUCAUAGCUGUCAUCGUUUUCCUUCUCUAUACGUGUUGUAAGCGAUGUCUAUCAUGUUGCUUAAAAAGCAAGAAAACGAAAAUAGAAUAAUUAUCGAUCUUAUUUACUGGGUGUAAAGCCACACAUAUGUUUAAAUUAUUGAAAUUUCUCCCAGGAAGCAUUACAUUU
Strongylocentrotus purpuratus (purple sea urchin) is the source of this 1876-nucleotide messenger RNA. Its product is annotated as UDP-glucuronosyltransferase 1-6. The record is from RefSeq and is a predicted model, not a curated record. Gene Ontology annotation, molecular function: UDP-glycosyltransferase activity. The transcript is spliced from 6 exons. Lineage: Eukaryota; Metazoa; Echinodermata; Echinoidea; Camarodonta; Strongylocentrotidae. The coding region runs from base 215 to 1798 and encodes 527 amino acids.